Messenger RNA from Trichoderma harzianum CBS 226.95, 3632 nucleotides. RefSeq lists its product as hypothetical. Gene Ontology annotation, cellular component: cytosol. The coding region runs from base 65 to 3328 and encodes 1087 amino acids. Gene Ontology annotation, biological process: valyl-tRNA aminoacylation. NCBI's taxonomy places the organism in Eukaryota, Fungi, Ascomycota, Sordariomycetes, Hypocreales, Hypocreaceae. The transcript has 12 exons. The record is from RefSeq and is a predicted model, not a curated record. Gene Ontology annotation, molecular function: aminoacyl-tRNA deacylase activity; valine-tRNA ligase activity; ATP binding.
UUUUAAACGCCCCUCGCGCGCCCGUCACCUUCGUUUGUUCAAGAUUCUCUCCCAAGCAUUAAUAAUGGCUACCAACAGCGCACGAGAAAAUCCAAUCGCCGCAACCGACCCGCAGCCGGAAGCCAUAUCGGCUCCGGUGGCUGACGGCAUCGAGGCCGGCGUUCAGCCCAAUUCUUCUGGCCAAGACUCGAGCACAGCACCCGCCCCAACCAAAGUAAAGACCGAGAAAGAGCUUGAACGAGAGCGCAAAAAGGCAGAAAAGCUAGCCGCUUACGAACAGAAGAAGGCUGCCAAAGCUGCGGCGGCCACCACAGCUGCGAAAAAGACCAAGGAUAAGGAGAAGGAGAAAAAGGCCGCGGCCGAAGUCCUGCCUCCGUUCGUUGAGGAUACACCAGAGGGAGAGAAGAAGCGGCUUAAGCCCUUUGAUGACCCUCACUAUUCUUCGUAUCAUCCUGUUGCUGUUGAGUCGGCUUGGUAUGCUUGGUGGGAGAAGGAGGGGUACUUUAAACCCCAGUUCACACCAGAAGGCGAUGUCAAGCCCGAGGGCAAGUUUGUCAUCGUUGUUCCUCCUCCCAACGUCACGGGAGCUUUACACAUGGGCCACGCCUUGGGCAACUCGCUGCAAGAUCUGAUGAUCCGCUACAACCGACAAAAGGGAAAGACAACACUGUGGCUACCCGGUUGUGACCACGCUGGCAUUGCGACACAGAGCGUUGUAGAAAAGACUCUCUGGAAGAGGAAACAACAGACCAGGCAUGAUCUAGGCAGAACACAAUUCGUGGAGCUCGUCCAGGAUUGGAAGGAAGAGUAUCACCAAAAGAUCAACAAUGCGUUCAGAAAAAUGGGAAGCAGUCUUGAUUGGAGCAGAGAGGCGUUUACAAUGGACGAGCACUUUUCAUCCGCUGUCGCGGAUGUUUUCAUCAGAUUCCACGAAGAAGGCAUCAUCUAUAGAGCCAACCGUCUGGUCAACUGGGAUUCCACCUUGACGACCGCUCUCAGCAAUAUUGAGGUUGACAAUGAAGAAUUAUCAGGACGAACGCUUCUUGACGUACCAGGAUACGACAAAAAGGUCGAGUUUGGAAUCAUUGUUCACUUUAAAUAUCCGAUCGAGAAUUCGGAGGAGACUAUUGAAGUUGCGACAACACGUCCCGAGACCAUGCUAGGCGACAGUGGCAUCGCUGUACACCCCGACGAUCCUCGCUACACACAUCUCGUGGGCAAAUUUGCUAUUCAUCCCUUCAUCAAGGGCCGCAGGCUUCCAAUCGUGGCCGAUACAUAUGUCGACCGCGAGUUCGGUACCGGUGCCGUCAAAUUGACCCCAGCACACGAUGUCAACGAUUUCAAGCUGGGCAUGACGCAUAAGCUCGAGUUUAUCAACAUCUUGACGGACAACGGAUUAAUCAACGAGAACGGUGGCCCGUACCAAGGCCAGAAACGGUUCGACGUUCGGUAUUCCAUCCAGGAAGAUCUGAAGAAACUUGGACUCUACGUGGAUAAGAAGGAUAACCCCAUGACUGUACCUCGUUCGGAGAGAACCAAGGAUGUCGUCGAACCUAUGAUGAAGCCACAGUGGUGGGUGAAGAUGGAUGACCUCGCAGAACCAGCAAUUAAAGCUGUCCAAACAGGCCAAAUCAAGAUCAAGCCCGAGUCGGCGGAAAAGAACUACCUUCAAUGGAUGGCGAAUAUUAACGACUGGUGUAUCUCAAGACAGCUGUGGUGGGGACACCAGUGCCCCGUGUACCGUGUUCGGUUUGAAGGAGAGGAUGAUCAGGAUACCGACGACAGGUGGUUCGCGGGACGAACUCAAGAAGAAGCCUUCGCCAAGGCGCAGAAGGCCUGGCCGGACAAGAAAUUUGAACUGAUUCGGGACGAGGAUGUUCUUGAUACAUGGUUCAGCUCUGGUCUCUGGCCUUUCGCGACUCUCGGCUGGCCCAGGGAAACUCCUGAUAUGUCCCGCCUGUUCCCUACAAGUGUCCUAGAGACCGGGUGGGAUAUCAUUCCUUUCUGGGUCGCUCGUAUGAUCUUCCUCGGUAUAAAGCUCACUGGCACGGUACCAUUCUCUGAGGUAUUCUGUCAUUCCUUGAUCCGUGACUCCGAAGGUCGAAAAAUGAGCAAAUCGCUCGGCAACGUUAUUGAUCCUUUGGACGUCAUUCGCGGCAUCGAGCUCCAAGCUCUGCAUGACAAGCUACUUACUGGCAAUCUUGCUGCCUCCGAAGUCAAGAAGGCUACCGCAUACCAGAAAACUUCAUUCCCGCAAGGCAUUCCUGAAUGCGGAGCAGACGCUCUUCGCUUCGCUCUCAUCGCCUACAGUACGGGCGGUGGCGACAUCAAUCUCGAUGUCAAGGUCAUCCACCUUUACAGGCGCUUCUGCAACAAGAUCUGGAACGCCUGCAAGUAUGUCCUCGGCAAGCUGGAUGCUGUCAAAGACUUUGUUCCUGCGAAGCAGUUGGCUCUUAAUGGAAAUGAGUCACUAGCAGAGCUCUGGAUUCUUGGGAAGAUGAAUCAUGCUACCAAAGCAAUUAAUGAGGCUGUUGAGCAGAGAGAUUUUAUGAGGAGUGCCAACCUUGUAUACUCUUACUGGUAUUUCCAGCUAUGCGAUGUUUUCAUUGAGAACUCCAAGGCUUUGAUCCAGGAGGGAUCUGAAGCUCAGAUAAAUUCCGCGCUUCAGACACUCUACUCCGUUCUUGAAGUUGCUCUCGUCCUCUCUCAUCCCUUCCUUCCUUUUAUCACAGAAGAAUUGUGGCAGAGAUUGCCCAGAAGACCGGAUGAUGCAACACAGAGUAUUAUGAUAGCGAAGUAUCCCGAAUGGGACCAGCAAUUUGAGAAUCCCAAAGCUGAGGCUGCCUACGACAUUGUUUUGGGCUGCUCAAAGGGUAUUCGGUCCCUCGUAGCCGAGUACUCACCCAAAGACGAAGCGAAGAUCUUCAUCCAUGCCUACGACGCAGCGUCACACAAGACCGUAUCCGAAGAGAAGUCGUCCAUCCGCUCUCUCAGCGGCAAGGGUGCCAUGGAAAUCGAGAUCCUCUCGCCAGAUCAUGCUCGCCCUACCGGCUGCGUUGCCUUCCCCGUGUCCAGCGCCGUUUCCGUCUUCAUCUACGUCAAGGAUCGUGUCGACUUGGACGAGGAGAUUGCGAAAGCGGCAAAGAAGCUGGAAAAGGCCCGUGCCGCUGUCCAGAAGCAAACCAAGCUCCUUCAAGAUCCAGUAUACAUCGAAAAGGUUGCUGUCGCAACGCAGAAUGCCGACAAGAAGAAGUUGGCUGAUCUAGAGAGCGAAGCAAAUGGCUUUGAAACAACUAUUGAGCAGUUCAAGCAGCUAAAACUCGAGUAAUUGAGGGACUAAUCCCUUAGAUCAUUAAGAAAGUAGAGCGAUAAACCUCAAAUCUCUAUUAGAUUCUUGACAUGUAGUUUUCUUGUGACACGGAAGGCUUGUGUUGGUCGCAAGGGGCCGAAAUUUGAGUCUGACCGCCCUUUCUUUGCAUCACAGAUGGGGGCAGCAUCGCUUAUUCAGUUUAGUUAUUUAUAGUAUAUCGGGGGGGACUCUCAAAGACUUCAAUUUGUAUUGCUCAUGUUCCUCAAGUGAUUCAAUUUACGACAAUGCUAGCUUUCAAUUGAAAUCUGGGAUGACCGUUGCC